Clarias gariepinus (North African catfish) is the source of this 1117-nucleotide messenger RNA. RefSeq names its product copine-8-like. Bases 135 to 1010 code for a protein of 291 amino acids. Gene Ontology annotation, cellular component: plasma membrane. Gene Ontology annotation, biological process: cellular response to calcium ion. The transcript has 11 exons. NCBI's taxonomy places the organism in Eukaryota, Metazoa, Chordata, Actinopteri, Siluriformes, Clariidae. Gene Ontology annotation, molecular function: calcium-dependent phospholipid binding. The record is from RefSeq and is a predicted model, not a curated record.
UUAAGGUCGAGGUGUAUGACUGGGAUCGAGAUGGAAGCCACGAUUUCAUUGGCGAAUACACCACCAGCUAUCGCGAGCUCGCCCGAGGUCAGAGCCAGUUCAACGUGUAUGAGGUAGUGAAUCCAAAGAAGAAGAUGAAAAAGAAGAAAUACGUCAAUUCUGGCACGGUGACACUGCUGUCUUUUUCCGUGGAGUCUGAAUUCACUUUCCUCGAUUACAUCAAAGGAGGGACCCAAAUCAAUUUCACGGUGGCCAUUGAUUUUACCGCUUCUAAUGGUAACCCUUCCCAGUCUACAUCCCUCCACUAUAUGAACCCCUACCAGAUGAAUGCCUAUGCCAUGGCACUGAAGGCUGUAGGAGAGAUCAUCCAGGACUACGACAGUGACAAGAUGUUCCCCGCACUGGGAUUUGGGGCAAAAUUACCCCCGGAUGGACAUGUGUCCCAUGAGUUUCCUCUGAACGGUAAUAUUGAAAACCCCUAUUGUAAUGGGAUUGAGGGGAUCUUGGAGGCGUACCACCAGAGCUUAAAGACUGUCCAGCUUUAUGGACCAACAAACUUUGCACCUGUGGUUAACCACGUAGCCAGGUAUGCGGCAGCUGUCCAGGACGGAUCACAGUACUUUGUCCUUCUUAUCAUCACAGAUGGAGUCAUAUCAGACAUGUCCCAGACCAAAGAGGCCAUUGUGAAUGGAGCCAAGCUUCCCAUGUCAAUCAUCAUUGUUGGAGUGGGACAAGCAGAGUUUGAUGCCAUGGUGGAGUUGGACGGUGAUGACAUAAGGAUUUCUUCACGAGGAAAACUAGCAGAACGUGACAUUGUUCAGUUUGUGCCGUUCCGGGACUACAUGGACCGGACUGGUAAUCAUGUGUUAAGCAUGGCUCGGCUGGCCAAAGAUGUCCUGGCAGAAAUCCCUGACCAAUUUAUUUCAUACAUGAAGAGCCGAGGCAUCAAGCCUAACCCAGCGCCGCCUCCUUACACGCCCUCAGGACACACACACCACACACAGAUAUGAGGUAGGCCUUUCCCGGAGUGUGUUUCAAGGUGUGAUCAGCAUCACAUCGCAACUCCUUGGAAUUAUGGAAUUUGACUGAUGGAGGAGCAGCAGGCCACUGGCUCCGU